Messenger RNA from Cynoglossus semilaevis (tongue sole), 11300 nucleotides. It is a transcript of the gene piezo2b, whose product is annotated as piezo-type mechanosensitive ion channel component 2b. NCBI's taxonomy places the organism in Eukaryota, Metazoa, Chordata, Actinopteri, Pleuronectiformes, Cynoglossidae. The record is from RefSeq and is a predicted model, not a curated record. The transcript has 54 exons. Gene Ontology annotation, cellular component: membrane. Gene Ontology annotation, molecular function: mechanosensitive monoatomic ion channel activity. Bases 615 to 9617 code for a protein of 3000 amino acids.
AUGGCAAAGCAUUCAGUCAAUCAAUUCUCUGUGACGUCGUUUUUGGCGAGUUUAGUCCACACCAGAAGUCAGAAAGUCAAAUUUUAUAGUGGUGACUAAAGGAGUCAGUAGCGUGGAUGUGGUUCUUCUCAACGUCCUUAUCACGUUACAGUAAAAUACUCUUAAUUUUUCCACUGUUAAGUUACCUUUUAAUGUGGUUUUGUUUAAAAGCGAGAUAAUUUGAUUUAAAGGACUUGUUGGCUCUUCUGUGGGUUUUUUUUUCUUUCUUUCUGAGGCUCCUGAGUGUCCGGCGGCUAACAUGAAUUAAGAUGCUAAACGUUAGCGACUGAGGGGCGACGGUGUGUUUAUUUGACCGGCGUCAUGCUUGCUGUGGUGACUGUGUGUGGAAUAAGCAGCCGGGUCCAGGUGUCAUCAGGGAGAACCGCUCCUGCUGCUUCUUCUUCUCCUUCUCCUGCUGCUGCUGCUGCGGCUACUGUGGACGACUGGAGGAGCGCGGCGCCCGUUUGAACACCGCUGGGAUUUGACAGAGCAGGAGUUUGGGAUGUCCGACAAACCCUAAAGAGACAUUAACCCAGUUAGUUUAGCCUGGAUUCAACAAGGGCUGCCCCGCAGCCAUGGCCUCUGAGGUGGUGUGUGGGCUGAUCUUCAGGUUACUGCUGCCCGUGUGUCUCGCAGCUGCUUGCCUGUUCAGGUACAACGCCCUGUCCUUCGUCUAUCUCGUCUAUCUGCUGCUUAUUCCACUGUUCGCUGAGCCCACGAGCACGUCAAUGCAGGGCCACACAGGGCGUCUGCUGCAGUCCCUGUGUUUCACCAGUAUGUCUUUCCUGCUGCUGCACAUCGUUUAUCAGAUUACAGUCAACAGCCUCCUGGCCGGGAACUCCAUCAGCCCAGACUUCAACUGUUCAACAUGGGAGAAAUCUAUACGACAAAUUGGGUUUGAGAGCGUGAUUGGUGCAGACGCAGGAAAUGGCAUCCGAGUGUUCAUCCCUGACAUCGGCAUGUUUAUGGUUGGCUUAGCCAUUUGGCUGCUGUGUCGCAGUCUGGUCCAGAAGAGGCCGCCUGAGGACAUGGCACAGUACAACGCCGACUUUGACGCAGAGGAACAAGAGGAAGAGGAGAAGCUUAGCCUGGACGACAACAUCCUGCUGGAGGAGGACCUUGAAGCAGGGUACGAGGCCGGGGAGGAUGAGGAGGAUGAGGAGCUGAUCGGAGAGGAAGGAGUUGAGGCGGAGGAGGAGGAAGAAGAGGAAGAGAAAGAAAGUGCCAAGAUGAAGGUUCUCCGCAUUGUGGCGGAGGUUGCUUCAAAGGGGAAGGAGAUCAUUGGGAAUUUGAUCACCACUGCAGGAAAGGUGGUGGUCACCAUCUUGUUGGGCAUGACAGGUGUCAUGCUGCCGUCAAUGACCUCAGCUGUGUACUUCUUCAUCUUCCUCUUCCUCUGCACCUGGUGGUCACUCUGUCGGACCUUUGACACGCUCAUCUUCAGCUGCAUGUGCGUCCUGAUGGCCAUCUACAGCGCUGGCCACCUCAUUGUGCUCUACCUCUAUCAGUUCCAGUUCUUCCAGGAGUCCAUUCCACCGGGCGACAGUUACAUCAGUGUGUUUGGCAUCUCCCCCAUUGUUCAGAGCAACUGCUCCUACACCUGGAUGCUCAUAGUUCACCCGGACAGAAAGUGGUACCACUUUGUGAAUCCCAUCAUGCUCCUGCUCCUCUACUACACCCUGGCUACGCUCAUCCGCCUGUGGCUGCAGGAGCCCAUCGAACAGCUGAUGGAUGACAAGGACAGUGACGUGUGUGAGGAGGAGGAUCUGGUCGGAAACAGAAUAAGUUACUCUGCCAACAGGAAGAGGCAGCGGUGGUGGGAAUCACGCCAGCGCACUGAUGAGAAAAACCUCCUCUCCACCCAGGAUGGCAUCAGUACUACUGAGGGACUGCCCACUUCAAAUGGGACGUCUUUCGAGUUUGUCACAACGGAGAAUGGACCAGUCUGCCUGGAUUUGUACUCCACCCCCCAGUAUAAAAUGGACAUGCCCAGUAAUGGUCCAGAGAAGAAGGAAGAAAGUGUGUACGAAGUGUGUUUACCUUCGGAGGAUUCGCCGCAGGACGGAGAGGAGGAGAAAUCUGAGGAGAGCGACGACGGGAUAAAACAGAAGGGAGUCAGCGCCAUGGUCAAAGCCUUCCACUUCGUCAUGAAGCAGAGCUACAUCUGCGCUCUCAUUGCCAUGAUGGCCUGGAGCAUCACGUAUGUCAGCUGGUUAACGUUUGCCUUCCUCAUCUGGUCCUGCAUUCUGUGGAUGGUGAGGGACCGGAGACGUUACGCCAUGUUGUCCUCUCCCUUCAUGGUGGCCUACGGCAACCUGCUGAUUGUUCUGCAGUACAUUUGGAGUUUUGAGGACAUGGGCGAGGUCCCAGGGUUCUUUGUCAAGAAGAGGAACCCAUUCCACUCCCUGUCCUCUAAGGUCUUGUGUCUGCUGAGCUUCUGGCUGCUGCUGCGACAAACGCUCACAGAGCGAUGGGAAAAACAAAAGGAAGAUAGCGCUGGUCUGUCAGACAUCCAUGUGGAGGAUCAGGAGAAAAAAGAGGAGGAGGAGGAGACUGAGGACCGAGGGGAGCAGGACAUCAUGCAGGUCCUGGGCAGCAUGGUCAUGGCCCUGCUGGUCAAAUACUGGAUCUACAUCUGCGGCGGCAUGUUUUUCUUUGUCAGCUUUGAGGGAACCAUUGUCAUGUACAAGAUCAUCUACAUGAUGAUGUUCCUCUCCUGUGUGGCACUUUACCAGGUGCACUACGAGUGGUGGCGCAGGAUGCUGAAGUACUUCUGGAUGUCGGUGGUCAUGUACACCAUGCUGGUGCUCACACUGGUCUACACCUUCCAGUUCAAAGGCUCGGUGGAUUUCUGGUCUAACAUGCUGGGCAUGAACAAGCAGGGCCUGAAGGACCUGGGACUGGAGCAGUUUACUGUGUCCCAGCUUUUCACCAGGAUCUUCAUCCCCACCUCUUUCCUGCUGGUGUGUAUUCUCCACCUGCACUACUUCCAUGACCGCUUUCUGCAGCUCACCGACCUGCAGGCUGUCGUGGCUAAAGAGCAGAGCACGAUUUACAGACUGGUCCAUCCAGACGGAAGCCUAGCAGACCUCACCAUGCUCAGCGCAAGCUCAGUGGACGCAGCGGUGUCCAGAGAGCAGGAGCCCGAGCCGACGGAGAACCAGAAAGAGCAGGGAGAUUGGGAAGCGGAGAAGAAUCAGGCUCUGGUUGUGGUGAUGGAUGAUGUGGACAUGAUUGGCCACAAGUCCAAGAGCCUGUCCGACCUGCGGCAGUCCAGUGGGGAAGAGAGUCACCACUGCAGUGCAGGGACGGAGCCAGAGCCGAGCACGGAGCAGAGCUCAGAUCUGAAGAACAAGUGGCACCUGGUUGUCGACCGUCUGACUGUGCUCUUCCUCAAGUUCCUUGAGUAUUUCCACAAACUCCAGCUGUUUAUCUGGUGGCUCCUGGAGAUCCACAUCAUCAAGAUCGUGGCCUGCUACAUCGUCCUAGUCUCAGUCAAGGAGGUGUCUCUGUUCAACUUUGUUUUCUUGGCGUCCUGGGCUUUUGCACUGCCCUACGGCCAGUAUCGGCCGAUUGCCUCCAGUGUUUGCACUGUGUGGACGUGUGUCAUCAUCAUAUGUAAAAUGUUGUACCAGCUGAAGUCCAUCAAUCCCCCUUCGUAUUCCACCAACUGUUCAGCGACUUUAGAACAAUACGCAGAUGACCAGAAGAAGGAGAUGGAAGCAACUCCGUUGUACGUCAGCCUUGUGGAUCCAGCUAACUGGGUGGGCUUGGACAAGUCUGUGGACCUGCUGGGCUACCUCAGGAACAACCUCUUGAUGUUGGCCAUCUUAGCGUUCGAAGUGACAAUCUACCGCCAUCAGGAGUACUUCAGACUGAGGAACAAGCUGUCGCCUCCCGCUGCUCGCAUCAUCUUCCAUGACAUCACUCGGCAGCACCUUGACAUCGGCAUAAUCAGCUUCAUCAAAUACUUCAUCAACUACUUUUUCUACAAGUUUGGUCUCGAGACGUGUCUUCUCUUAGUAGUUAAUGUCAUUGGACAGCGGAUGGACUUCUAUGCCAUGCUUCAUGCUCUGGCCUUGAUAGUCGUCAUGUACAGACGGAGGAGGAAAGCCAUCGCUGAGAUCUGGCCCAAGUACUGCUGUUUUCUGGCCUGUAUGCUUACCUUCCAGUACUUUGUCUGUAUUGGGAUUCCUCCUGCAGCCUGUAAAGAAUAUCCCUGGAGGUUUCCCAGCUCUUUUACCGACUCCAAUGUGGUCAAGUGGCUUUAUCUCCCAGACUUCCACACCAGGCCCAGUCCAUCCUUUCUCAUAUAUGACUUCAUGUUGCUGCUGUGCGCCUCUCUUCAGAGGCAGGUCUUUGAAGACGAGAACAAAGCUGCAGUUCGCAUCAUGGCUGGUGACAACGUGGAGAUCUGCAGGGACCUGGACGCGGCCUCCUUCAGUGUACACAACCCUGUCCCUGACUUCAUCCACUGCAGGUCUUACCUGGACAUGUUGAAGGUCAUCAUGUUCAGCUACCUUUUCUGGUUUGUCCUCACCAUCAUCUUCAUCACGGGAACCACGCGCAUCAGUGUCUUCUGCAUGGGCUACCUGGUCGCCUGCUUCUACUUCCUGCUCUUUGGUGGCGACCUGUUGCUGAAACCAAUCAAGAAAAUCCUGCACUACUGGGACUUCCUGAUCGCCUACAACAUCUUUGUCAUCACCAUGAAGAACAUUUUGUCUAUCCUGGCCUGUGGCUACAUCAACUCCCUCAUCGAGAAACAGUGCUGGUUAAUCCAGCUGCUCAGUUUGGCCUGUACUAUCAAAGAAUAUGACAUCAAUACCAACCAGGAUCAAUUGCCCGCGGACCAGCAUUGUGACCUGCCCAGUGAUGAGGCGGGGAUAAUCUGGGACAGCAUCUGCUUCGCCUUCCUGCUGCUGCAGAGAAGAGUCUUCAUGAGCUACUACUUCCUCCACGUCGUGGCUGACAUCAGAGCGUCACAGAUCCUGGCGUCCAGAGGAGCAGAGCUUUUCCAGGCCACGAUAGUGAAGGCGGUGAGAGCCAGACUGGAGGAGGAACGAAAAUCUGUGGAGCAGCUGAAAAGACAGAUGGAGCGCAUUAAAGUGAGGCAACAAAAAUUCAAGAGGGGCAAGGAGAAGAUGCUCAGCAUGGCGCAGGAGUCUGGUGAUGGACAGAUGCUGGUGCAGCCGGACGACGACGACGAUGACGGAGCACAACGAACGAAACCCAAGACCAAAAAAAAGCAGUGGUGGAGGCCGUGGGUUGACCAUGCUUCCAUGGUUAGAAGUGGGGACUAUUACUUGUUUGAAACUGACAGUGAGGAAGAGGAGGAGGAGGAGGACAAAAAAGAAGAGGAGCCGCCACGGAAGUCGGCAUUUCAGCGAGCUAUUGGGAAGUUUGUGUCUGCGGUGUUGGCUUUGCCCAGGUCUAUCAUAAAACUGCCUAAAACUAUUCUACAGUAUGUAAUGAAGGCCGGCAAGUUUCUUUACCAUGCCUGGAUCACGGACCCCAAAGCUGCGCUGAAAGCACGAGGCAAAGAGAAACGCAAAUUCUGGAGGAGAUACACGAGAGGAGUGAGACAGAGGAAAAAUAAGAAAGAAGCAGGUCAUGUGACCAUAGAGUUGGGGGAGUUGUCUGAUGGACAAGAGAAGGGAGACGACGACAAGGAUGAGAGUGGUCCAGACAACAUCAUCAAACGAGUGUUUAACAUCAUCAAGUUCACCUGGGUGCUGUUCCAGACGACAGUCGACAGUUUCACCAAGUGGAUGAAUGAGAUGUGCCGGGAGUACGUGGACAUCUCUACAGUGCUGCGUAUCGAGCGCUGCAUGUUGACGAGGGAGGUCAAAAAGGGUAACGUGCCGUCCAGGGAGAGUAUCCAUGUUUACUACCAGAAGGCCAUGAGGCUCAACAUGUCCAGACAGGCCAGCAUGGAUCAGCUGAGUGAGGACGAAUCCUACUGUGGUUCUAGCAGAGUCCGGAGAAGACGAGCCGGCUUCCGUAUGGAGAGCCAGGACUCCACCGCAUCCAGAGACAGCAUGUCCAGUGCUGUCACUGAGGCCACCACACUGUUUUCUCGCCAGUCCACACUGGAAGACCUCGACGGAAUGUCAGAGAACAUUCCCAAAACCAGUGAGCGUGCCAGGCCUAAGCUGCGUAAGAUGUACAGCCUAGACAUGUCCAAUUCCUCUGCGGAGAGUGGCAGCAGCGUCAUUUCCAGUGAAGCGACCCAGUGCAUCACUCUCUACUCCAGACAAGGCACCACAGAAACCAUAGAAGAGGUGGAGGACGAGCAGGAUCAGGUUGAGGACAAGCAUCGGGUUCUGUGGGAAUCCCAAGAGCUGGAAGACAGCGAGGAGCCUGAGGCCAGUCUGUGGAGUGAAUCUAGGAAGACUGGGGAGGAGGAGGAGGAGGAGGAGGAGGAACAGGAGGAGGUGGAAGAGGAGGCAGAAGUGAAGGGUGGUGAUAGGGAGAUGGAAGACGUUGUGGAGGAAUUUGAGAUACCAAGGAGCCCAGAGAGGGAAGAGGAUCCCUGGGAGUCGUCUGGCCCAGACGAGGGCACAUCCCAGAGGCAGGAGGAGACAGAGUAUGUCCCCUCGGAGCAGGACAAAGACUUGAUAAUCAGUGACAGUGAGGAUGGAGCCGUUGGAGGACAGCGGGACUUCAUGCAGACAGAGGGGCGGGCGGGGCUGCUCUACACCCCUGACACUGAUGCUUCCAAAACAUCUGACGCUGAAGUGCCUCCCAGCUACAGCAAGGCGGUGAGUUUUGACCGUCUGGAGGUAAGCGAUGACGAAAGCGACAAUGACCGGAAGAGAAGGAUGAUCAUGACCUCAGACAGCCACUCAGACAGCAGGUCGGACAUCGUGCUGCCCUCCAUGACCACUGAGCUGACCGCAAGUGACCUUCUGCUCAACAAAAUGUUCUACGAUGAGGAGCUGGAGCAGUCAGAUAAGUUCUACCUUGGCCAGCCUCUGAUCCUGCAGCUGUGCUACGCCCUCUACAACAUGCUGGUGGCCCACUCAGAGAUGGUGUGCUACCUGGUCAUCAUCAUCAACCACAUGGUGUCCGCAUCUUGUGCCACACUGGUUCUUCCCAUCACCAUCUUCCUGUGGGCCAUGCUGUCUGUGCCGCGGCCCAGUAAGAGAUACUGGAUGACAGCCAUCGUCUACACCGAGGUCACCAUUGUGGUCAAGUACUUCUUCCAGUUUGGCUUCUUUCCUUUCAACCAAAGCAAAAUUGACAAGAGCAAACCGUACCAUCCUCCCAACAUCAUUGGUGUGGAGAAGAAGGACGGAUACGUCCACUACGAUUUGGUCCAGUUACUGGCUCUGUUCUUCCACAGAUCCAUUCUGAAGUGCCACGGUCUCUGGGAUGAAGACGACCCCAAAGAGAAGAAAGAACCUGUGCAUCACAGUGAGUCAGAAGACGAGGAAAACGACCAGGAGGAGAGUGGGAGGGAGUCAGAACCCGCCUCCUCGCUCCUCAGUGAGAGGAGAGGCUCCAAUCAAACCCUGAGGUCCAACAACUUUGGCACCUCCAUAGAUUCAGGACAAAUUCUGGUCCAUCAGCCUCAACAGCAGACAUACCAGCGUCGGAGGAGCUCUAGCGGUGCCUCGCACAUCUCCUCCCACAAAUCACUUCACUCCUCAGCAAGAUCAAAAAGAGGAAGUACCGGCUCACACAACAGCAGCCGCAGAGAUGGCAGUGAAGCCAGUGUCCACCUGAAGACCCGCAAACAGAUGAUCAUGGUGAAGCUGAGGGAGCAGCUGUACAAAGGAAAAGCACUUGUCAUUAAAAUAUUCAUGGAGAUCUACAUUCCCAUCAGGCAGUUCUUCUACAACCUCAUCCAUCCAGAGUACAGUGCUGUCACAGACGUGUACGUUCUGAUGUUCCUGGCCGACACCGUCGACUUCAUCAUCAUUGUGUUUGGAUUCUGGGCCUUUGGUAAACACUCAGCAGCAGACAUCACCUCCUCUCUGUCAGAGGAUCAGGUGCCUGGACCGUUCUUGGUCAUGGUUCUCAUCCAGUUUGGGACCAUGGUGGUGGACCGGGCCCUCUACCUCAGGAAGUCUGUCAUGGGGAAGGUCAUUUUCCAGGUCAUCCUGGUCUUUGGAAUCCACUUCUGGAUGUUCUUCAUUCUGCCAGGAGUCACACAGAAGCGUUUCAUCGAGAACAGAGUGGCUCAGAUGUGGUAUUUUGUGAAGUGCAUCUACUUCGGACUGUCGGCCUAUCAGAUCCGCUGUGGUUAUCCCACCCGUGUUCUGGGGAACUUCCUCACCAAGAGCUACAAUUAUGUCAACCUCUUCCUGUUCCAGGGUUUCCGUCUGGUGCCGUUCUUGACAGAACUGCGUGCCGUGAUGGACUGGGUUUGGACGGACACUUCGCUGUCUCUGUCCAGCUGGAUCUGUGUGGAGGACAUCUACGCUCACAUCUUCAUCCUGAAAUGCUGGAGGGAGUCUGAGAAGAGGUAUCCUCAGCCACGAGGCCAGAAGAAGAAAAAGGUGGUGAAGUACGGGAUGGGAGGCAUCAUCGUGGUGCUGCUGAUCUGCAUCGUCUGGUUCCCGCUGCUUUUCAUGUCGCUAGUAAAAUCUGUGGCUGGAGUUGUUACCCCGCCGCUGGAUGUUUCGUUUGAAAUCACGCUGGCGGGCUUUCAGCCAAUCUUCACGAUGAGCGCUCAACAGAAACAACUGCAGACCAUAACGACACCAGAAUACAAAAAAUUUAACAAUAAAUAUUUUGGUAACGAUGACGCCAUGCAGUGGCUGGAGGGCUACAUGGCAGAAGAUCUGAUCAUCGCUGAGCUUAAAGGAAGUUCCAACUCACUGUGGACCAUCAGUCCACCCAGCAGAACCAACCUGAUAGAAAUGUUGAGCUCUGCCGAGGACUUUCCCAUCACUGUGGCCUGGUCUGUGCAGAGAAACCUCAGCCGCGGUGCCAAAGCUGAAACAGCGUCUGGAAAACGUGUGACGCCACUCGACCAGAGCACAAAGCUGGACUUGAUAACUCUCCUGAACGGGACAGGAAGCAGAUCGCAAGUGACCCUCACCAACAUCUUUCCACGUUAUAUACGAGCUCCCAGUGACUCCGAUGCGAAACCUGUAGACCCGCUGUACAAGGAUGAGAAGAUGAUGGACAUCAAUCUGACUCUGAUGAGAGCUCAGAACAUCUCGGAGCAUAUCCAGGAAUGGUGGAUCGUCAACCAGACAGAGCUCGGUCCUAUUGAGAAGAGAAGUCCCAAGUACAAGUACGAGGCCGGGCUGGAGGUGUACGUUUUUAGUGACCAAGUCAGUCCACCGAGUUUGGGUUUCCUGGCUGGAUACGGUAUCAUGGGACUGUACGCCUCUGUGGUGCUGGUCAUCGGCAAGUUUGUGCGCGAGUUCUUCAGCGGUAUUUCUCACACCAUCAUGUUUGAAGAGCUCCCCAACGUGGACCGCAUCCUCAAGCUGUGCACUGACAUCUUUCUUGUACGAGAGACAGGCGAGCUGGACCUGGAGGAGGACAUGUACGCCAAACUCAUCUUCCUGUACCGCUCGCCAGAAACAAUGAUCAAGUGGACCCGUGAGAAAACACAGUGAGACCAGAUGUCAGUUCGUAAAUGCCUGUACGCAGACACUGGGCUGCUGCUCUGCUGGUGCGAGUCGCAAUUUUAGCCCAUUUACCAGCCCAGGGAGCGCAAGCAGCUGAGGACAAACUCUGUCUUCCUCCUAGUCUGAGGUCUGAUGGCAGUGUCAUUAACCGGUGUGUUUUUUAACAGUUAACUGAAUUAAAGACAGUCAGAAGUUGCAGACCUACUAUUCAAAUGAUAACAGAUUUGCUGGUGCUGUAUUAAUCGUACAAAAACUCAAUCAGUUUUGCAUCCAGCGCGUAGUAGCAGCAGCUGAUGGUCAGCUGGUGAGGACACUAACACAUUUUCCUAACUUCCUAACAAAGAGAUCUUAUGGCUAAUAUAACUGUAGAUUUUUUUUAACCGGCCUUCCUGCUCUUCACACCUGUCCUCCUACAUCUUCACUGCAGGCGGACAGAAGCUCAGACUGACUGAAAUGUUCCACUUUUAAGGGCUUCCCACCGAGAAUAGGUGCACAAUAACGACCACAUGAGCACAAUCGCACAUAUUCUUCAACUGGAACACGUCAGUCGUCAGUGGGACUGUGCAAUACUGAGCUCUUUUCUCCCGACUUUUCCCGAGGCACAUGGACCUAAAAAAAAGAAAGAUUUUUUUAAGCACACACGAAACACAAAUAAAUCCCACUUUUUUUUAAAUCACGGAGGCCACGCUGAGCCUCUGCAGAGACAACAAAGACAAUCUUUACUUGUCUUAUUUUGUUUGUAUGAAACGAACUGAAACUCUUAUGAAGUACAUAUCUCAGGAAGAGCUGUUUUCACAGAUAUGGUAUGUGUUGUAUGUUAAAACAUGUAUAGGCUUUGAUGGAUCUAACUGAAUACAAGGUAGGAAGGAAUUAUUUAAAAUGGCAUGAAAUUUAAUGUGGAUAUUGUUCAGACGGACUGAUAAUGUUUACCGCAUAGGCUGUUCCUCAGAGACAGAGCUACAUUGCCAAUCAUCCAUGUUCUGCAUAGUCUCCAGGUAGGUUAGAGGGGAAGCUCAGCCGAGCUGUUAGUCAAUCAGGGUCAUGAGCUUUUGGUGGGUGGACAUCACUGGUGAACUUCUCACUGGUAACAAUCUGUGGUUUCCCACUCAUGGCUAUUGAGCAGUGUGACGUCUUCAUGAAUGAAUGAAGGGCUGGGACACCAAGCCCUUUUGCCCCAACUAUGCAUUAUUGAACACUGUAGCAUGAAGAAAAACUUUCAUUACGUAUACAUUCAAAUUUAAGAGGGGCAGGACAUGGAGGAAUGAAAUGUGAAAAUGUAUGUUUAAGAAUUGUGGUGUUAAAGAGGAGCGGAGAUGUGAAAAUAAAGACCGGUGUGGCGCCUUAACUGUUUUGAUGAUUUUUUAAUUUUUUUAAAAAUAAAAACCACUCAUCAUAUCAUUAUUUAUUUGCACCACCACUUAAGUUAAAAACAGUAUCCACACCCAUAAUACCUGUUACUUUUUUUCAUUUUUAAUUCAUGGAUGAAUGUGUCAUGAUCUGCUGCAUGCCAAUGUGCCCCUGAAUAAAGCAUUUUUCCCACAUUGAUUAUCAUACCUCAGCCAAUAAAGACCAAGAUUGACAUUGUAACAACAGACCUUAAAGUAAAUGGGUGUAUUUUAAUUACAAAGAAAUGUAAAAGUCUGUCGAAUUAAAUCUGUGUUGUAAUUUAAA